Molecule: messenger RNA, 5193 nt
Organism: Choloepus didactylus (southern two-toed sloth)
Lineage: Eukaryota; Metazoa; Chordata; Mammalia; Pilosa; Megalonychidae
Gene: MTSS1
Product: MTSS I-BAR domain containing 1
Exons: 16
Coding region: 580-2958 (792 amino acids)
Biological process (GO): plasma membrane organization; positive regulation of actin filament bundle assembly; adherens junction maintenance
Cellular component (GO): cytoplasmic side of plasma membrane; actin cytoskeleton
Molecular function (GO): actin binding; phospholipid binding
Source: RefSeq, a predicted model, not a curated record
UCAGAACGUCCCCGGGAGCCGAGCCAGAGCGAGCGCCGGAGCCUGGCGCGCAGGAGUGAAAAGGAGGCGGCGGCCGGGGCUGCGAGCAACAGAUCCGAGCGCUGCGAGCAGACCUGCUCUGCUAUUUGGCGAUUCUUAUUUUUUUUUAAUUUCAAAAAAUUUUAUUAAAUUUAAAAAUCUUGCAUUUUUCAAUGGCGCUGGCCCCGGGUCAGCGGGUGGUUUUCUCUGCAUCAAGAUGGGCUUUGCCGUUUCCGUCGUGGGCAUUAGUGGUGGCCUGAUUGUCAGUUUUCUCCGGGCAUUUUUAAGGCCAGGAGCCGAGCGCUGUAUGUAGACGAAUAACCUUACUGAGCGGUUUGGUUCCUUAAAUUAUUAUUAUUAUUUUUGGCAUAGAACAGCCAAUCUCGUGAACUCCGUCCUCUGCAGAAGAGGCUGCGAGCCGGAGGUGCGUCGCUCGGAGGCGCGUAGCUCGGAGGCGGGUCGCUCGGAGGGUGAAAUUCCUCCCGGGGUGAGCGAGCUUCGACCCCGUGCGCAGUCCAGGCGGCCCCGAUUGUGUGUCCUCUCCCUGCCGGCGCCGGGAAAAUGGAGGCUGUGAUUGAGAAGGAAUGCAGCGCGCUCGGAGGCCUCUUCCAGACCAUCAUCAGCGACAUGAAGGGGAGCUAUCCAGUUUGGGAAGAUUUCAUAAACAAAGCAGGAAAGCUACAGUCCCAGCUUCGGACAACAGUAGUAGCAGCAGCUGCCUUCUUGGAUGCCUUUCAGAAAGUGGCUGACAUGGCUACCAACACACGUGGUGGCACCAGGGAGAUCGGAUCUGCUCUAACCAGGAUGUGCAUGAGACACAGAAGCAUAGAAGCCAAGCUGAGGCAGUUUUCCAGUGCUUUAAUUGAUUGCCUGAUAAACCCACUUCAAGAACAGAUGGAAGAAUGGAAGAAAGUGGCCAACCAGCUGGAUAAAGACCAUGCAAAAGAAUAUAAAAAAGCUCGUCAAGAGAUAAAAAAGAAGUCCUCAGAUACAUUGAAACUGCAGAAGAAAGCAAAAAAAGUGGACGCUCUGGGGAGAGGUGAUAUCCAGCCUCAGUUGGACAGUGCCCUCCAAGAUGUCAACGAUAAAUAUCUCUUGUUGGAAGAAACCGAGAAGCAGGCAGUGCGCAAGGCUCUGAUUGAAGAGCGUGGCCGGUUCUGCACCUUCAUCUCUAUGCUGCGGCCAGUGAUUGAAGAAGAAAUCUCGAUGCUUGGGGAAAUCACGCACCUUCAGACCAUAUCAGAAGAUCUGAAGAGCCUGACCAUGGACCCCCACAAACUGCCCUCGUCAAGCGAGCAGGUAAUUUUGGACUUGAAAGGUUCUGAUUACAGUUGGUCUUAUCAGACGCCCCCAUCUUCCCCCAGUACCACCAUGUCCAGAAAGUCAAGUGUCUGCAGCAGCCUCAACAGUGUCAACAGCAGUGACUCGCGCUCCAGCGGCUCCCACUCGCACUCCCCCAGCUCGCAUUACCGCUAUCGCAGCUCCAACCUGCCCCAGCAGGCGCCCGUGAGGCUGUCCAGCGUGUCCUCCCAUGACUCAGGCUUCAUCUCCCAGGAUGCCUUCCAGUCCAAGUCACCAUCUCCCAUGCCACCGGAGACCCCCAACCAGAACUCGUCCAGCUCGGCCUCCUCGGAAGCCUCCGAAACCUGCCAGUCAGUGAGCGAGUGCAGCUCCCCCGCCUCGGUCAGCUCGGGCUCCACCAUGGGUGCCUGGGCAUCCACAGAGAAGUUGUCUAACGGGUUUUAUCACUGUAGUUUAUCAAGUGAGUCCCAUGCGGGGCCCGUGGGUGCUGGGCUUUUCCCUCACUGCCUGCCUGCCUCCCGCCUGCUCCCGCGGGCCACCUCUGCCCACCCUCCAGACUACGCUCAUUAUCACACCAUUGGGCCCGGCAUGUUCCCGUCAUCUCAGAUCCCUAGCUGGAAGGACUGGGCUAAGCCAGGGCCCUACGACCAGCCUCUCGUGAACACCCUGCAGCGCCGCAAAGAGAAACGCGAGCCGGACCCCAGCGGAGGGGGACCUGCUACCACGGGUGGCGCACCUGCAGCCGCCGAGGAGGCCCAGAGGCCACGGAGCAUGACCGUGUCCGCAGCCACCAGGCCUGGCGAGGAGCUGGAGGCAUGCGAGGAGCUGGCCCUGGCUCUGACACGGGGCCUCCAGCUCGACACGCAGAGGAGCAGCCGGGACUCACUUCAGUGCUCCAGCGGCUACAGCACCCAGACGACCACCCCGUGCUGUUCGGAGGACACCAUUCCCUCCCAAGUUUCAGAUUACGAUUAUUUCUCCGUGAGUGGUGACCAGGAGGCCGAGCAGCCGGAGUUUGACAAAUCCUCCACCAUUCCGAGGAACAGCGACAUCAGCCAGUCCUACCGGCGCAUGUUCCAAGCCAAGCGCCCGGCCUCGACUGCCGGCCUCCCCAGCACGCUCGGACCUGUCGCCGUCACCCCGGGGGUGGCAACAAUCCGACGGACCCCUUCCACCAAGCCUUCCGUGCGCCGGGGGGCCAUCGGAGCGGGUCCCAUCCCCAUCAAGACCCCGACCGUCCCAGAGCUCCCCGGGGUGUUGCCAGCCCCCCCAGAUGGGCUGGAGGAGCGGGGUGAGCACAGCCCCGAGUCGCCGUCCGGGGGGGAGGGCCCCCCGGGGGCCGUCAGCAUGCCCUCCUCCCUGUGGCGCGGCCAAGCCUCUGUCAACCCCCCACCUCCAGGCCCGAAGCCGAGCAUCCCCGAGGAGCACAGACAGGCGAUUCCGGAAAGCGAGGCCGAAGACCAGGACGGGGAGGCCUCGGGUGCCGCGGCCUCCCCAGGCCAGACCCCGGAGGGCGACCCCGCGGACCUGAGCCCCAGGGAGGCGCCGCAAGGAGAAGACAUGCUGAACGCCAUCCGCAGGGGCGUGAAGCUGAAGAAGACGCUCACCAACGACCGCUCCGCCCCGCGCCUCUCCUAGGCGCACGGGAACGCCGCCACGGGAGCGAACUGUGUGAUUAACAAAACCUAAUGUGGCUCGAUCCAUUCCAAUCGAUAUAAUCAAACAAAAGAUUUUGUAGGCAACUCAGAAUACAGCUCUUUUGAAACUACUCGACACCUUUAGAUAAGAAUUAAAGGCAACCCGUGUAACUGAUAUAAUCUCAAUCUUUUCAUUUGUAAAUAUUGAGUUUUCUUUCUGCACAUUUUAAUCUUCGUUUCCCUUUUGAUUUUUCUGAAGGUGCCAAAUUCCAUUUAACUUUUUUAUAAGUCUUUGUAAAAUUUUAAAUGCAUAAGGGGGGGUGGGGUGGGACAGGGGAACCACAAAGCAGUUAACUUCAGCAGUUAGCUCUUUUUUCUCUCUCUCUCUCUCUGCCUCUCUCUCCUGCCUCUCUCUCCAUCUUCUUUUUUUCUUUCUGCAAGCUUUUGUAGAUGCAUUGUAGUUGUCUGGCUUAGAAGCAAAUUCAAGUUAUUUUAAUGUACAGACAAAAUGGAAAAGGGGGUAUCCUCAUUUAUAUAGACUAUGUUCUGGAUGAAAAAGGCAGGAAUACAAGUUGAUGAGCAAUAUUUAUGAAGUAAAUCUGGAGAUGGAAGAGCGCACUGGGACUGGGGGAGGGCUGUGGGAGGGGCACACUGUCAACAUAGCUGAUCCUGUUACGUUUAAGGGUAGCCUCGUAGGUUGCGUUUCUAGUAGCUUCAUGGUAAAUGCAUCUGAAUAAGCCAUACUGGAUUGCAGUGUUUGUUUCUGUAGGAUGUUUAAGGACUUCCUUUCUCCCACGAUUCCUCUUGACUGCACAUAGCGCCCACCUUCAGCCCCGAGCAUGCUGCUGCCACUGGCUAGACCUAGAAUUCCCCUUCUUUAGUUUCUUGUCUAUUGUACUCACUUUCAUUCAAUCCAAAUACAUCCAGAAGGAUAAGGCAGUUUUUAAAAUGUGAAAACAUUGUAAAUGAUAGCAGGGAAUUCUUAGAUAUAGCAAAUGCCUUUUACUUAACUGUGCCCAGCAGGCUGGGCACAUUGAAAAGCCCAAAUAUUUUGAAAAAACUUGAGCAGAUUUAACAAGGGUAACCAGCUUGGAGUCUAGCAACUUGCCAAUGUGUUUACCAAUCUGGGGGCUUGUUUUUCUUUUCUUUUAAAUAAAUGGCAGUUAAUUGGCAUCAUACUAAACAUUGAAGAGAGGAUUUAUUGUCACUGGGAAUCUGACCACUAUACUGUCUCUGUUUUAUCUUUUUUUUUUUUAAAUCGUAUUCUAAGUAAUAGGUUUUUUUGGAAUGGAUUUGUAUCUUUCUUUUUUAAAUGAAAAUUAGUUAUAAUACCCAUCCCCUAAGGCCAAUAGAGAUUUGUAGGCUUAAAGGGCUCACAAUUUGGAGAAGACAACUGUGUUUUAAAAGGAAAGAAACCUGCUCAGCAGAGUCGGGUCAGUUGAAAGUGCAUGUUUGUGUCUGUACCACUCCAGGGGGUCCCACAGAGCCUGCAGAUUCCUGUUGGCUCCAGGCUUCAAUGACAUAAUAUUAUGCUUUAACACAUAGCUGCAUUGGAUGUGCCAUCCCUGUAUAGUCAUUGUUCUGUAUAUUAACAUUUAACACUGCUGUGAUUGCUCAAGGACAUUUUAUGUUAUUAUGGCUCUAAAGCAAAGGCAUGAUUAUUAGGAACUAUUUAAGCUUUUUUUUCCUUUGAAAAACAAGCUCCUUUUCAGAAUAUAAGCAACAGUAGUGCCUGUGGUUUAGCCCACCAAUCCUGAUGACUAAAAGUAGCUGAUGCAUUGUGCAUAUGAUGCUUGAGAUGGUUUUUGCAAAAGCAGAAAUCACUGCAAGGUAAUUACAAUAGAUAAAAGUGGUAUUUUAAACGUUUGAAAUAAAUGGAUGUAACUGUACCUUGGUACAGCUUUUCAGUUGUUUAGUUUUUAAACGUUAGUAUAAACUGAAUAAAUUUAAUAUAAAAUGUUGCCAAAUUCAAUGUAGAAAGAAUGUGACAAAACAUCUUGGGUAGUUCCAUUUGUGUUUUUUGCAUAUUGUAAAAGCAGUGUCACAGCUAAAAAUAAAUCGUUUCUAAAGGUAAAUUAUUGUGGUUUAGUUGCUAGUUUGUACUGAGAGUUGACCUCUCCCUGUGAGUUUUUUGUUCUAAACUUGUAUAAAUAACAAUUGUGUAACGUGUCUCCCUUCUACAUUGUAACAAUUGCUUCAGCUUAUAUUAUAAAUAAAGAACCACUAGAAAAAGAUG